GUACGGCUGUACGAGUACGUCGAGACGCGGGACCACGUGUACAUCAUGAUGGAGGCGGCGGCGCGCGGCUCCCUGCUGGAUUAUGUGCGGGACCGCAAGAAGCUGCCCGAGGCGGAGGCGGUCCAGAUCUUCCAGCAGCUGCUGCACGCCCUGCAGUUCUGCCACCGCAAGGACGUGGUGCACCGCGACAUCAAGCUAGAGAACAUUCUAAUCGACGGCGGCGGCCGCAUGCGCCUCAUCGACUUUGGCCUGUGCGGCUACUACGUGGCCGGCAAGCACCUGCGCUGCCACUGCGGCUCGCCGUCGUACGCGGCGCCAGAGAUCGUGGCCCGCAAGGACUACCUGGGGCCCCCUGUGGACGUGUGGUCGCUGGGCGUGGUGCUGUUUGCCAUGCUGGCCGGGUACCUGCCCUUCCACGCCAAGGAGAAGCGCCAGCUCAGCGAGAAGAUCCUGGCGGGCGUGUACAAGCCCGCGGCCUGGAUGAGCCCCGCGGCGCAGGACCUGCUGUCCCGCAUGCUUGCCCUGGACCCCGAGCAGCGCAUCACGCUGGAGCAGGCGUGGAGCCACCCGUGG
This is a messenger RNA of Chlorella variabilis, 573 nucleotides long. RefSeq lists its product as hypothetical. Gene Ontology annotation, biological process: intracellular signal transduction; protein phosphorylation. Gene Ontology annotation, molecular function: protein serine/threonine kinase activity; ATP binding. The record is from RefSeq and is a predicted model, not a curated record. The transcript is spliced from 5 exons. NCBI's taxonomy places the organism in Eukaryota, Viridiplantae, Chlorophyta, Trebouxiophyceae, Chlorellales, Chlorellaceae. Gene Ontology annotation, cellular component: cytoplasm. The annotation marks the transcript as partial.